AAAGAGUGAAAAGAGGAGAAUAAAAGAGGAAAUGGCAUGGAUUCAAUUAAUAACAAAUCUCAAUGCAAAAAAAGGAACAAAUAUAAAUAUACGAGCAGCAAUAUUUUGUGCCGAUACCCUUAGCUGUCAGAACCCUGACACGGGCUGGCAGCUGAAUUAAAAUCUCGGCGGCAGCGGCGAUUGUUGACUUACCCCUCAGCCAAUCAAAACGCUGUGUCUGGCGCAGGAGGCGGAGCACGGCCGAGCCCAUCUGCCAAUCAUCACUGCGCGGCGCGGCGGCGUCUUGACUGGGCGGCGCUUGAAACAAGUAAAACUGUUUCAUCUCGAGGCGACAAAUUUGUGGGCGGGGCCAAGGUGGCAACGUUUGGCAGCUGGACACGCCGACUAGGCGGGAGUGAGAAGGGUGUUUGACACCAGCAACUCCAAGUCGUAGCAAAUUAUCCAAAAAAAUUUUUAACACCAGCGGUACAAACUUAACCGACUUUUGUCUUCCGUCUGCCUACAACAGCGGCGGCUCCACGACAGCGAACUUCAGAAAGGUCUUUGCUUAGAAGAAUUCACAGCUUGUCGCAAGGAAUUAGAAAAGAGGUGCUAUACGUGGGUGUGGAUCCUUACUCUUAAACCAGAAGCUUUCUGGAAUGGAUUCGAACCCCGCAUGAGUUCUCCUCCCACCAGCAAUACCCUGACACAGCCCUCAUCACAGAACUAGAAAACACAGCAGGUUGUGUCAACAAACUUCGUUUCUAACACUGGUGUAGAAGCUUUCUGAACUGUGACCAUGUGGCGGACGAGUUCUUCCCCUUGUGUCCCCGCAGCUGGCAGAGCGAUCUGCCCUUGGCGUCAUUAAGUGAUUACAAACUUGUGGUCAGCAACACAAGCGGUUGAGAGGACAGUGGAAGGUAGCCAUUCACCAGGUCCACACCCUGUCCACUGACAGCGACGAUCGAGAACUUUCUCUGCUUUCCUUGUCUGAGACACUGGAAGUGCACUGGCACUUACAUUCACUUGAGUUGUAGAAUUUUAGCAAAAGUUGAAGUUUGGAACCAACAUCUGUAACAAUAAAGCUCUCGCUAGAACGAGGCCAUAACUCAACUUCAGACUCACGGGUCAUCUAGCAUCUCACAGACCUUGAUGUCUUCGUGUGGAACGCUUCGAUGUCCUCAGAAGCUUCUGUGAUCAAUUGAACACAUCACCGAAUUUUCAUCUCCGCUCGUCGGAAGUUGAGCUCCGAAGAUGAUGAGCGGACUGCCCGCACUGUACCCUCUGACAGAGAAGGGUGCUCGCAAACCCAAGUGUGCUCGGUGUCGUAACCACGGAAUGGUGUCAUGGCUGAAAGGUCACAAGCGGCACUGCGUGUACAAAGACUGCACGUGCCCCAAGUGCAACCUCAUCGCAGAGCGUCAACGUGUCAUGGCGGCGCAGGUGGCCCUCAAGCGUCAGCAGGCGGCAGAGGACGCCAUCGCCUUGGGUCUGCGGGCCUGCGUCUCCGAGUCCGGGCCCCCUGUCAUGACUCAGGGACCACUGUGGGGCCCGGGGACCGUCACCCCGCCCAGGGUCAUGACCAGCGUUGCUGGUGUUGGUGUUGUUGUUGGCGGUGGUGUAGGCGCUGAAGAGGUACGUGGUGUGGUGGCUGCUGUUGCUGACGGACAGGAUGGAGGAGACUGUGGUGACAGCGGCGAUGACUCAGACCAUGCAACUAGAGUCGUGGACAGCGGAAGCGACAGUGGUCGCGAGACCCCAUCAACUAGCUCCCCCAUGGACAUCAACGACGACAAAACAUCGUCAGCAGACAAGACCAGCCCCGCAGAUUCCGGCGCCAGCAGCAGUCCCGCCAGCAGCCGUGGUCAUCUCCAGGGCAGCCUCAAUGUGGGCAGAGACCUAAAGCUGACUUGUCACGGGAGCGCACCUCCGAGCACUGCACCACCUGCCGGCACCAGCCGUAACGUUGCUUCCGCUUCCGGUAAAGGGUUGCCAGCGACUGGCAAGUCGGGUAGGGACAAGGCCGUGCAUGGAGACGGAGGGAACGCGGGUCAGCCCACUGCCUUCCGGCCGGGGAGGUUGACCCCUCUGGAGAUUCUGGAACGUUUGUAUCCGUACCAGCGGCGUGCAGUGCUGGAGCUGGUCCUGCAAGGCUGCAACGGGGAUCUGGUCAAAGCCAUUGAACACUUCCUGUCCUGCGCAAGACACGGUGAUGGCCAGCAGCAGGCCGCCAUACAACAACAGCAGCAGCAGCAGCAACAUCAACAGCAGCAACACCACCACCAUCACCAUCACCAGCAGCCGCAAAAUCACCAUCUACAAGCACAGCAGCCACACCCGCAACAACCCCAGCAGCAGCACUUCGAGACUUGCCGACCGGGUCUCUUCCUCAACGGCGUCCACGGAUCAUCGCCAGUCGUCGCCGCUGCAUCCUCCUCAUCAUCAUCCCCAUCGUCGACCAACGCGUCUUCAGCCGUAGCCUCCUCCGUGUCCCCACUGGUGAGGCCUGGCAUGGGGGUGGGAGGAAAGUUCGGAUCGGCCAGCAAGCUGACCUACGCGGGGCUGAAGUCGGCUUCACCCCACUCAGCGCUGCAGCAGCAGCAGCUGUGGGAGGCAACGGCUUACACUCCGCCUUCAGCCCCCACCUGUCCUCCUUAUCCGCUGCACUACCGGGGCUGCACACGGCCGACGCCUUGAGAUCCUCCUUGCUGCAGCAUCACACCACGGGACAGUUCCUACCCCACGCUGCCCACCACCCCAGCGUCCUUCAUCACUACCCUGGGCUAGCCUCGGCCACCGACCUUUUGUCUGCCACCCCUACGCAUUUGGCUUACGCAGGAUUCGGAAGCCUGGGGCUGGGUCCGACCCUACCCGGCAUGCUGACCCCUCCGUACGCAUUUCACCCCUAUAGACUGCCCCUCGGCAGGCUCUCUUCCACACCCCUUCGGCACGCACGCCGGACAAAAACAGUGACCGGUCGGUCGUCACCGAUUCUGAUCAAGUGUCCGAUGGCUGGGAAGAAGGCUCCUCCCCUCGAGAGAUGAAAGAGACUAAAAUAAUAUUUGCGAGAAAAAACCCGUUAUUAGAACUAAAGUAAAAUCUUGGCGAAUAUCAAACACCUUUUUAUGAAGACGAAAGAGACUUCAAACAUUGAACAUGCAGUGUGGAAACUGCUUCGACAUUUCCGCUGUAGAUGGUAGGCCAGGAAGUAUUUAGUAAAACAGACCUGCGUACACAGUACUCAGCGCCAUGACAACAGAUGAAAGAGACAUGUCAGACAGAAUAGC
This is a messenger RNA of Pomacea canaliculata, 3266 nucleotides long. Its product is annotated as doublesex- and mab-3-related transcription factor A2-like. Gene Ontology annotation, cellular component: nucleus. The record is from RefSeq and is a predicted model, not a curated record. NCBI's taxonomy places the organism in Eukaryota, Metazoa, Mollusca, Gastropoda, Architaenioglossa, Ampullariidae. Gene Ontology annotation, molecular function: RNA polymerase II cis-regulatory region sequence-specific DNA binding; DNA-binding transcription factor activity, RNA polymerase II-specific. The coding region runs from base 1234 to 2676 and encodes 480 amino acids. The transcript is spliced from 3 exons. Gene Ontology annotation, biological process: regulation of transcription by RNA polymerase II; sex differentiation.